UUUUUUUAAAAUAUUUUCACUCCAAUAACUUUACACAGUUGUCGAACAACUUUACAAAGUUAUCGUGUAAUUUUGAUAGUUGUUCGAUAACUUUGCAAAGUUGUUUAAGAACUAUCAAAGUUAUUCGAUAAUUUCGUAAAGUUAUUUGAUAAGUUUAAUAUUAUUGAGAUAACUAAUAUAGUUAUCAAAUAAUUGUUUCAAUUAUUUAAAAAUUUUAUUUUUUCAACUUAAUAAUAAUAUUGUGGGAUUUAUUUAUCUCCAUUUUUUUAAUUAAAGACUUGAGGUCUCAACUCAUUUUUUACUCCAUUUUGAUGGCAGGUUCAUACAAAGGGGAAGGGAGAACAAGAGAAAUGAGAGGAGUGGGAGGGCCAUUGUUAUGCAUCGGUGAUCUGCUGAGUGAUGUUGGAGAAAGUGAUGCCGCCGUUGAUCACCUUUCAAUCAAAACACCUUCACCGGACUACGAUUCCAGCCUUCAACCUUCUGAUCUAAACAAGCUCUUCCAGGAAAAGUAUGAGCAGCUGAACAAGGCACUUGCUGGCACAGAUCAUUCAUGGGCGCAUCUCACACUUGAGCUAUGUACUGCGCUGGAGACUGCAAACAAGUUGGUUCACUCGACCAAUUCUAAUGUUGGCACAUUGAAAGAUAAGGUUGAUGAGCUUCGACAAGUCAUUAAUAGAAGAGACUCAGCUAUAGGAGCUGCAAAAGCACUUGAAGGCUCUGAUCAAUUACCAAGUUGAAGGUUUGCAGUCUUGUUUAGCGCUGGACUUAUCACUUUGCUUUUGCAAAUACAUGCUUAGUUUAUUCUUGUCGUAAAUAUGCAUGAAUUAGAGAUGUUGGUACUGGCAAAACUUUAACACCUGCUUCCUGGUCAUCCUCUACCCAAAGGUGAAUUUUUUUUUUUUGUUACUUAUCCAGUGGCCGACUAAUUACUGCAUUUCACUGUGUACUAUUGAAACCUUUAUUCUGAUAGUAUGUAGUUUAGUAUAUCAAAGAAUACCUUUUAAGGUAGGAUGGAUAUUGUUCUGGCACUUUGUAAGUAUUUCUGACCUCACCUUGGUGCUACAUUAUCAUACACUUGCCAUUUCUCAGAAAAAAGGAUGGAUUUCGUUGUGUUAAA
This is a messenger RNA of Capsicum annuum, 1117 nucleotides long. RefSeq lists its product as uncharacterized. The transcript has 3 exons. The coding region runs from base 312 to 737 and encodes 141 amino acids. The record is from RefSeq and is a predicted model, not a curated record. NCBI's taxonomy places the organism in Eukaryota, Viridiplantae, Streptophyta, Magnoliopsida, Solanales, Solanaceae.